Messenger RNA from Mangifera indica (mango), 1496 nucleotides. RefSeq names its product cytochrome P450 81C13-like. Gene Ontology annotation, molecular function: heme binding; oxidoreductase activity, acting on paired donors, with incorporation or reduction of molecular oxygen; iron ion binding. NCBI's taxonomy places the organism in Eukaryota, Viridiplantae, Streptophyta, Magnoliopsida, Sapindales, Anacardiaceae. The transcript has 2 exons. Bases 782 to 1213 code for a protein of 143 amino acids. The record is from RefSeq and is a predicted model, not a curated record.
CGACCUCCAACCCCAACUUCACUUCCUAUAAUUAGCCAUUGUCAUCUACUGAAACAACCCAUUCAUAGAACAUUACAGCUCCUUUCAAACAAAUAUGGUCCAAUCGUGAAUCUUUCAUUUGGAAACCGCUGUGUGCUACUCAUGUCCUCUCCAUCAGCCGCCGAAGAAUGCCUUUCUAAAAAUGAUAUUCUCUUUGCCAAUAGGCCUCGGCUUUUUGCUGGCAAGUACUUGAACUAUAACCAUACGACAAUGGCCGCUGCUUCUUAUGGUCCUCAUUGGCGCAAUCUUCGCCGUCUUGCUGCGCUUGAUAUCUUCUCAACGAAUCGCCUCAACAUGCCUUUGGGAGUUAGAAAGGAUGAGGUUAUAUUUUUACUGAAAAAUCUUUAUCACAGUUCAUGCCAAAAUUUCGCAAAGUGGAGAUGAGGUCAAAGCUAUCCGAACUUUCUUUUAAUAUCAUCAUGAGGAUGGUUUCUGGGAAAAGAUAUUUUGGGGAAGAAGUCGACCACCCAGAGGAGUCUAAAUGGGUUUUAGAAAUCGUAAGGGAGAUUUUUUGUGUGUGGAGCUUCAAAUCCAGGAGUUUAUUUACCCUUUUUACGAUGGGUGGAUUACAAUGGCUACAAAAAUAGGGUAAUAAGACUGCAUCAGAAGUCUGAUAGAUUCAUGCAGAGUUUGAUUGAUGAGCAUCGAAAGACAAGGAAUUCUUCAGAUGAAGGAGGAAGAAUCAAGACGAUAAUCGAUUCUAUGAUGUCUCUACAAGUGUCCGACCCAGAAUCCUGCUCUGAUGAAAUUAUCAAAGGCGCUGCUAGUUGCGGGAACAGACACAUCAUCUGUAACUGUAGAAUGGGCAAUGUCACUUGUGCUGAACCAUCCUGAUGUGCUAAAGAAAGCCAGAGUUGAGCUUGACCGUCAUGUUGGCCAUGGCCGUUCAGCAGAAGAAUCUGAUUUGGCCAAGUUGUCGGACCUCCAAUGCAUAAUCAAUGAGACCCUUCGGCUGUUCCCAGCAGCACCACUUCUAGUGCCACAUGAAUCAUCCGAUUACUGCACAAUCGGAGGGUACGAUGUACCACCGUCAGCAAUGUUAAUUGUCAAUGCAAUGGCCAUUCAUACAGAUCCCAAGGUGUGGGCGGACCCUGAAAGUUUCAGGCCAGAGAGAUUUGCAGGACUGGAAGGUGAAAUUGAGGCGUAUAAGUUAAUACCACUUGGGCAAGGAUGAAGAUCCUGCCCUGGGGCUGGCCUUGCCAAUAGAGUAAUGGGGCUAGCAUUAGCCAGUUUAAUUCAGUGCUUUGAGUGGGAGAGAAUUGGUGAAGAGGAAGUGGACUUGACAGAAGGAACUGAUCUUACAAUGCCUAAGGUGAAGCCAUUAGAGGCUCUGUGCAAAGCUCGCGAGUGCAUGUUAAAUGUCCUUUCAAAACUCAUGGGCUUAAUUUUAAACUGUUUGCCAAUUCUAUGCUGUAACUUUAGUAAUAUUUGUAUUAUGAAAUUUUCUUUCUUAACUA